Molecule: messenger RNA, 948 nt
Organism: Oryza sativa Japonica Group (Japanese rice)
Lineage: Eukaryota; Viridiplantae; Streptophyta; Magnoliopsida; Poales; Poaceae
Product: large ribosomal subunit protein eL18x
Biological process (GO): translation
Cellular component (GO): ribosome; cytosolic large ribosomal subunit
Molecular function (GO): RNA binding; structural constituent of ribosome
Source: RefSeq, a predicted model, not a curated record
AUUUGGGCCGUGGCUACCCGAACCCAGCCGGCCUGCCUACCCCAUACUUAACUCACACGCGCACGUUCGCCUCCAAAACCCUAACACCCUCGCCGCCGCCGACCCAUUCGCCGCCGCCGCCGCCGCCGGAAAACCAUGGGUAUCGACCUCGUCGCCGGCGGCCGGAACAAGAAGACCAAGCGCACGGCGCCCAGGUCCGAGGAUGUCUACCUCAAGCUCAUCGUCAAGCUCUACCGCUUCCUGGUGCGGAGGACCAAGAGCCACUUCAACGCCGUGAUCCUGAAGCGGCUCUUCAUGAGCAAGACCAACCGCCCGCCGCUCUCGAUGCGCCGUCUCGUCAGGUUCAUGGAGGGGAAGGUACCUGAUCGCCAUGCCAUUUCGGGGGACCAGAUCGCCGUGAUCGUGGGCACCGUCACAGAUGACAAGAGGAUCUAUGAGGUGCCGGCGAUGAAGGUGGCUGCUCUCAGGUUCACCGAGACCGCGAGAGCACGGAUCAUCAAUGCCGGUGGCGAGUGCCUCACGUUCGACCAGCUCGCUCUCCGCGCCCCGCUUGGCCAGAACACGGUCCUCCUGAGGGGUCCCAAGAACGCUAGGGAAGCUGUUAAGCACUUUGGCCCUGCUCCAGGAGUUCCCCACAGCAACACUAAGCCAUAUGUUCGCUCAAAGGGAAGGAAAUUUGAGAAGGCAAGAGGAAGAAGGAACAGCAAGGGCUUCAAGGUAUAAGUUGUGGCAGCUUUGGCACCAUUACACCAAACUGCUCAUAUCAGUUAGACAUCACUGUUUUGGAUGCCAGACUUGCACUGUUGUUUUGGAUGCUAGACUUACACUGUUUUAGAUGUCAAAAUAUUGUGUUACUGACUUCACAGGAACAAUUAAAUUGUUUACCUCCUUUGCACUUCAAGAUAUUUGUUUGGCGUCUCGCAUUAUGAAUAUAAUCUCCUUUAUUUA